CCUUCUUCACUUCCUUCAUCAUACUUGUGACCUGUCAUCACAACAUUCUACCAUCUUCUUUUCACUGAACCACUCUCUUCCUUCAAUCAAACCUCCAAAUCGAUCAUCUCCUGUUGCCUUAUCUCAAGAAUCAAAACAAAGCAAAAACAAAAAUGGCGUCUUUGAUAUCUCCGACAACAGUCCGGACACCUUUCCACUGUCACAGUCAGCAGAGACAUCAACUACCAGCACUAUUGUCUCAACGGGCAGAUUUCCUCUCUCCAUCUUUCUCGACCCUUCGAGCCGCCGCUGCAGCGACAGCAUCUCCUAUGAGGAAGAAGAAAAACAAUCAUUUGUUUGUUAUCAGGAUGAUGUCUUGGGAUGGACCUCUUUCCUCUGUCAAACUAAUACUCCAAGGCAAAAACUUAGAGGUCACAGACGGUGUGAAGAAACAUGUUGAAGACAAGAUUGGAAAAGCAGUUCAGAAACAUAGCCAUCUAGUUAGAGAAGUUGAUGUUAGAUUGUCUCUUAGAGGUGGGGAAUUCGGAAAAGGUCCUAAAUUGAGUAGAUGCGAGGUGACUCUGUUCAGUAAGAAACAUGGAGUUGUUCGAGCAGAGGAAGAUGCAGAGUCGCUCUAUGGAAGUAUUGAUUUGGUUUCUUCCAUCAUUCAAAGGAAACUGAGGAAGAUUAAGGAGAAGGAUUCUGAUCAUGGUCGUCAUAUGAAGGGUUAUGAUAGAUUGAAAACAAGGGAUCCUGAAGCAUCGUUAUUGUUAAUGGUGGAGGAUGAUUCAACUGUUGUAUCUACUACGAGUACUGACGAAGAUGAACAAGUACUAGAAGCAGAAGGAGAGGAAUAUUUCAUCAAUCAGAUUGUUCGAACCAAAUACUUUGAAAUGACACCAUUGAGUGUGAGUGAAGCAAUGGAGCAGCUGGAAAACGUUAAUCAUGAUUUUUAUGUAUACAAAAAUGAAGGAAGUGGUGAAAUCAAUAUCAUAUACAAAAGGAAAGCUGGAGGUUAUGGACUCAUCAUACCUAAAAAUGGCCAACAGGAUGCCAGCCGUUCUACUUGACCAUUAAAGAACAUAUAGAUAGAGACAGGUCUUCUUCCUGCUUCUGGUUCUGUUUUUUGUAGACCUCUCCUCCUCCAACCUGUACCAAAUUAUAUUGUAACAUCACAUGUUAGCCAUAUAUAGAUGGCCAAUCCUCUUUUGUUUGUUGCUUACUAAUCCUCUGAUAAUGACAAGCACCAGUUAUUUCA
Impatiens glandulifera is the source of this 1237-nucleotide messenger RNA. Its product is annotated as ribosome-binding factor PSRP1, chloroplastic. NCBI's taxonomy places the organism in Eukaryota, Viridiplantae, Streptophyta, Magnoliopsida, Ericales, Balsaminaceae. Gene Ontology annotation, cellular component: cytosolic small ribosomal subunit. Gene Ontology annotation, molecular function: ribosomal small subunit binding. The coding region runs from base 153 to 1049 and encodes 298 amino acids. Gene Ontology annotation, biological process: primary metabolic process; negative regulation of translational elongation. The record is from RefSeq and is a predicted model, not a curated record. The transcript has 4 exons.